Messenger RNA from Paramormyrops kingsleyae, 1083 nucleotides. NCBI's taxonomy places the organism in Eukaryota, Metazoa, Chordata, Actinopteri, Osteoglossiformes, Mormyridae. The record is from RefSeq and is a predicted model, not a curated record.
GAAGGCUGUUUUUUCCUGGCUUCAGCUCUGAGUUCAAACCACUCACACCUGAGAGAGCUGGACCUGAGCUACAAUCACCCAGGAGACUCAGCAGUGAAGCUGCUCUCUGCUCACCUGGAGGAUCCCAAAUGUAAACUGGAGAAACUGAAUGUGGACCACAGUGGAGAGUGCAGGACCAGACCAGGGUUCCAGAAAUACUCCUGCCAGCUGACGCUGGACCCCAACACAGCAUACAGCGGCCUGUCUCUGUCAGGGGGGAACAGGAAGGUGACAUGGGGGGCACAGCAGCCAUAUUCUGAUAAUCCAGAGAGAUUUCACUGCUGGCCCCAAGUUCUGUGCAGAGAGACUCUGACUGGUCGCUGUUACUGGGAGGCUGAGUGGAGUGGAAAUGACACCUGGAUAGCAUUGACUUAUAAAGGAAUGAGGAGGAAAGGAUACAGUGUUGACUGUGGGCUUGGAUUCAAUGACAAGUCAUGGAGUCUGUGCUGCUCUCCUGACAGUUACUCUGUCUGUCACAAUAAUAAACAGACUGUCAUACCCAUAAAGCCCUCAGGUCCCCACAGAGUAGGAGUGUAUCUGGACUGGGCGGCUGGUACUCUGUCCUUCUACAGAGUCUCCUCUGAUGGACUGACCCUCCUGUACAGAUUCAUCUCCUCAUUCACUGAACCCCUCUGCCCAGGGUUUUAUGUUUAUUCAAACUCCUCUGUGUCCCUGUGCAUGCUGGGAUAGCUCACUGUGUGCUGGAGGAAUCAUUUUUACCAUAUCAGAAUGUCACGUGUCACUGCUUCUCCAUGGCAAAAAGGUAAAAUCUCUGCUUUUUAACCAGUAUAACCAUUUUUACUCUGUCUGAAGUGUAACGUAUGUAACAUAUCGCCCAGCUCUACGUAUGUUAGACAACAAUAAAUGACUGGUUUCGGCAAGCUGAACAAACAUGUAAAAUAACUAUAUUUGUUUUUGAUUAAAAUGUAAUUCUGGUGAUUAGGGGGGGGCUUUUCCCCUCCCCCAUAUGUACAUUUUAUAUGUUUGUCUAUAUAUUGUAUUUGUUACCUGUACACUGACAAUAAAAGCUUCCUAUUGUAUCCA